ACACACACACACACACACACACACACACACACACACACACACACACUUUUUUUUCUACUGGCAAAUACUUAAAUACCUGAAAAUUGUCUCUUACUUUAACGUGCCUAUUCUGAAAAUAUUCACAUUUACUCAUAAAUAACGAAUAGUGUGAGUGCAAUGUUAUAAAAAUUAAGAAGCUAAAUUAACAACAUUAAUAUAACAUUUUUCCAAAAGGAUCUUCACAGAGCUUUAAAAGUGAUAUCAAUUUGAUGUGGUCACAAUAAACUUAGAUCUGAUGUUAAACUGCUCUAGAAUCUGGUGACGUGUUUAAAUUCGGGGUGGGGAUAAAUCUGCUCCCCACAUGUGAGUGAACAUCAGGAAGGGGAUAUUUGUAUGUUUCCUGUUAACAGUGCAUUCCUUAGUUGGGCCAUUGUUACAUCUGACUGAGAAAUACAGCAAACACAUUUAAAAAACACUGAAAGCAUGAAGGGAAGAUUGAUCUGGAAUAGAAUGAGUGGGUUGCCUGCAGUUCACAUCCUGUGAGUGUUUUUGUGGGUGUAGGGGUGUAGCGAAGGUUUCCGUUCAGAUCCAGCAAGUGGACUUCAGCCUGCUGCACUACAAUGAGUGGACAUGAGAAGUCGCGGAAAUCUUGGAUCGAGGAAACCUUCUUCAAAAGAGAGUGUGUGAAGUUUAUCCGUUCUUCUUGGGACCUGCACAGAUGCAUUCCAGUAUGUCAAGUGUGCCAAACUCUGAUCAGAUGUUGCUGUGGCCGCCUGAUGGGGGAGCACUCCUGGCAAGAGUCAACUCUUCCAUUAUCCCUCUGUCCUGGUCCGGAACAGGGCAUGGAAGAGAAGUGGUCUAUGAUGGUCCAUACUAAGGCCAGCCCCACCGAUGCUUACGGGAUCAUUGACUUUCAAGAUACCGCCACACGCGUCUGUCGGGCCAAGUACAUUCGUGUGGCUGUGGACUCCAGACCAGAGGCGCUGCUUCAACUGAUGCUGAGGGAAUGGCAGAUGGAGAGACCCAAAUUACUGCUGACGGUCCAGGGAGGCUCAGAAAACUUUGUCUUACCCCCAAAGGUUAAGCAGGCCUUUAGCAAGGGGCUAAUCAAUGCUGCCCUCAGCACAGGGGCAUGGAUACUAACUGAUGGCAUCAAUACAGGUGUGUCCAAGUAUGUAGGUGAUGCAGUAAAAACAUUUGGAGGCCAUGAUCUGAGGAAGAGAAAUACAAUUGGCAUCACACCAUGGGGAAUGAUUGACAACAACAUGGACCUCAUAGGGAGAGAUGUAUUCAGACCCUACCAGCCUCUGGGGAAUCCUCUGAGCAAAAGGGCCUGUCUUAAUGGUUUCCACUCCCACUUUCUAUUGGUGGAUGAUGGGACGCUGGGAAAACAUGGCUGUCAGGAAGGUCUCAGAAGAAAACUGGAGAAACACAUCCAGCUACAGAAGGUCCAUCCACGUUUGAAACAGGGAGUCCCUGUGGUGUGUGUGGUGGUAGAAGGAGGUCCUGCCAUUGUGUCUACAGUGUUGGACUACAUUAGGAGUGCCCCCCCUGUGCCAGUGUUUGUGUUUGAGGGAUCAGGCAAGGCUGCAGACCUGCUCGCUUUCUUACACAAGCAGACUGCUAAUAACAGAGAGUUGGAUGAAGACAUUAAAGAAGACUUCCUUGUUAGAAUUGGAGAUGUGUUUGGCAUUGAAAGGGCUGAAGCCACAGACCUUUUCACCCUCCUCCAGCAGUGUAUGGAUCACAGACAGUCUAUAACCAUCUUUGACCCUGAGUCAGAAGACCUGAUAGCUCCAGAUGCAGCCAUUUUGACUUCUACUCUUAAAGGAACCAAGGCCAGUCCAGCAGAGCAGCUGAGUAUGACUCUGGCUUGGGAUCGAGCUGACAUCGCACAGAAGGAAAUCCUGGUGUACGGACAGCACUGGCAGGUGGGAUCCUUGGAACAAGCCAUGGUGGAUUCUCUGGUGAUGGACCGUGUCAGUUUUGUUAAACUGCUGAUUGACAACGGCAUGACAAUGAGUCGCUUCCUCACCGUGGAUCGCCUGGAGGAGCUCUACAAUACUAAACAGGGUCAGACUCAGCAGUUCUUGCACCACCUUGUUGAAGAUGCGAAACAGACCUCUCUUCCUGUAGGUUACCGCCUCUCUCUCAUUGACAUGGGCCUCGUGAUUGAAUACCUCAUAGGGGGAGCAUAUCGAAGCACUUACACACGGAAAAACUUUAGAGCUGCCUACAGCCGCAUGCAGGAUAAGGACCAGAGACGGAGCAGCCUGAGUUCUUUUACUAAACAAAGAUUGGGACUGGGCACGAAGAAAGCUAGAAGUCUCCAAGACCUACAAUUCUUUAGAACUGCUCAACCCUACAAAUCUAAGGAGUCAAGUUUGCCAUCUGAGAAAAGCCAUAGGACAGACAUUAUUCCUGGCCUCAGUGCUCCGCUGCCCUGUCCUUUCAACUUCAAUGACCUUUUUGUGUGGGCUGUGCUUCAACAACGCCAGCAGAUGGCGGUCUUCUUAUGGCAAUAUGGAGAAGAAGCACUGGCACGUGCUGUUGUGGCCUGCAAACUUUACCGCUCCAUGGCCUUCCAGGCCCGCCAGAGCAACAUGGAUGACAACUUAGCAGAACGUUUCAAGGCGUUUUCACUUGAGUUUGGUCAGCUAGCGGUGGACGUGUUGGAUUGUGCGUUUCAGCAGAAUGAGCAAAUGGCCAUGAAACUGUUAACCUCAGAGAUGGAGGCAUGGAGCCACUUCACCUGUCUGCAGCUGGCUGUCUCCUCAUGCCACCGACCGUUUGUCUCACACUCCUGCACUCAGACACUGCUCACCGACCUCUGGACCGGUCCACUCAACAUGAGAAAAAACUCUUUUUUGAAGAUCAUUUUGAGCCUUCUUCUUCCUCCGGCCAUCUUGUUACUGGAGUUUAAAAGCAGAGCUGAAAUGUGCCACGUACCACAGAGCCAUGAGGCCAUGCUGUUUGGACUUGAGUCUGUCAAGUCUCAACCAGCCACCGAGGGGUCCGAUCGCACGGAUGCAGAGCGAGGCCUCUCGUUCCAGAACAAAUGCCGCGGUCCUGGUUCAGAGACGGUGCCCACUGUAUCUGCGCAGUGGCUGUUCUGGAUCAGAACAAUCUAUGAGUUUUACUCAGCUCCAGUUGUCAAGUUCUGGUUUCAUACAGUGUCCUACUUGGCCUUUCUGAUGUUGUUCUCUUUUGUGGUCCUGGUGAAGAUGGAGGCUCAGCCCAGAGUUGAGGAGUGGAUGGUCAUUGUUUACAUUGGAUCCACAGCUGUGGAGAAAACCAGAGAGGUGGUGAUGUCUGAGCCCAGGAAGCUGAGCCAGAAGCUGAAGAUUUGGUUCUCCGAAUACUGGAAUGCAUCAGACUUUGUGGCCAUUGUUCUUUUUGUGGUUGGAUUUGUGAUGCGUUGGUUUGCUGAUCCCUACCGGACAGCGGGACGCAUCGCUUACUGUCUGGACAUCAUCUUCUGGUUCGUCAGAGUGUUGGAUCUUCUGGCUGUCAACAAGCAUGCAGGUCCUUACCUCACCAUCAUCACUAAGAUGACCAGUAACAUGUUCUUCAUCGUGGUGAUGAUGAUGAUUGUUCUGCUGAGUUUCGGAGUGUCCAGAAAAGCCAUCUUGUCCCCAGAUGAGGAGCCAUCGUGGAGCUUAGCUCGAGAUAUAGUCUUCCAGCCUUACUGGAUGAUUUUUGGAGAGGUUUAUGCUGGAGAAAUAGAUGCCUGUGAUGAGGAUGGUUCAUGCCCUCCUGCAUCUUUUCUCACACCAUUUCUGCAGGCAGUCUAUAUGUUCUUCCAGUACAUCAUCAUGGUCAACAUUCUUAUUGCAUUUUUCAACAACAUCUACUUUGACAUGGCUUCAACGUCCAACAAGCUGUGGCGGUACAACCGUUAUCAUUACAUUAUGACAUAUCUGGAGCGGCCAUGGCUGCCUCCUCCCCUGAUUCUUUUCAGCCACAUGGCUCUGACUGUCCGAGGCAUCUUUAGGAGAUUCAGACAAGAUGCUGAGCGGGAAGAGAGAGGUUCAGGCCUCAAGCUCUAUCUGGGCCACGAGGAUCGGAAGACGCUAUACGAGUUUGAGGAGAAAUGUGUUGAGGUUUACUUUCAUGAGAAGACUGAAGAUGCCAAUAGCAGCCAGCUGAGCAGAAUCAGAGCCACAGCUGAGAGAGCAGAAGAGAUGUGUGCAAUGGUGGUGGAGGUUUCAGAGAAGGUGAAUUUUAUUCAGCUCAACUUGUCUGAACUAGACGGUCAGCUGGGUCAGCUCCAGGACCUGUCAGCGCUGGCUGUGGACACCCUGGCUCUGCUCUCUGCCUCGGACAGCCUUCAUCACAAAGAGGCACGGCUUGCCAGGGCAUCUCGGCACACCCUCCCUCGUAGCUGGACCCUCCCUCACAGGAGCGGGUCGGACUCCGAUGGGGCUAACAUGCAGAGGAGGAUGGUCAAAGCUUGUAAAAGUACCCCACCUUCUUUGCUAAAGGGCUCCACUCUGAUGGGGUGCAAGGAGUGCCAUGCAGGAGUGAAAGAGAGCAAGCAGGGAAAUUAUGGACACUCUGAGGCUGAGACUUCCAAAGAGGAUUUCCAGCCCACUGAUCUUGAACAUCCUAGUGAGAACUGGUUGGGAGGCUCAAGAACUAUGGCACAUACCUCCUUCUCUCCGUUCUACGGAGGUGGGGUUCAUUUUGCUGCCGUGAGGAAUCCGACGUCUUUCGAUUCUAGUGAAUCGUCUCGUUGUGGAUCUCCUCUUUCUCCCAGAAGCUUGGGGUCACCACAUAAACCCUGGACAUGUGACUCGAACUUGUAUCCAAAUCAGGAGGAAUCUUCUGUGGAAGAAGAAGAAGGAGAUGAUGAAACUGAAGAGAAGGAGAAAGAAAUAACUCAGAAACAGCAGUCAAACAUAGAAGAUGAAAGCCAGCAAAGUUUUCAGUCCAGACACUCCAGCCACUGGAGAAGACUUGCGUUUCCCCCCAGGUGGGCGUUGAGGUCCAGAGACCGCCCCUUUGGUUUCUGUCGCUCGCUGUCAUCCAGCAUGGAGAACGUCACUUUCUCUGGAGCGCCUCUCAGUCCAAAUAGAAAAUCAUUUCCAUCACUUAAUGAAACCAUAAAUGAGUGUUUAUCGGGAAGGAGGGGCUUCAGGGAUGACACAUCUCUGCAGUGCAGCAGGAGUCAAGAGUGGGACAAGUCCUCUGAUUUCACUCCAGUCUUGGAAAGCAAAGGAAAAAUCCACAACAGGAAGAUGGUGAAAAUAAUGGAGAGCACUCCAGAUACAACAGCCAUGUCAUGGAGGAAACGCCAGAGGUUUAUUGGAGAACCUACAUGCUGGUCAGCUUCAACCAGCCUCAGUCAGCUCAAUUUUGAUCCCACAGAUUUGAUACCAAAACAGAUGUUUUCUCAUCAGGAUAUUUGGAGCCCCACUCAUUCUGCCUGGAACAGCUGGGCCAAAUCCAUGAGCCGCAGGUCCUCCCUACAGAGCUGUGCUGUACCUGAAGCCAAGAGCUCCUCGUUCCAGUCCACGGACAACUUUUACCCCCACUUUUCAGCCAUGGAGAGAAACAAUCUGAUGAGACUGGCUCAUACCAUUCCCUUCCCUCCUGUUUCUGUGUUUGGAGGUGAAGAAGUGAGCGUUUAUUCUUUAGAGGAAGCACCUUCUGUCUCCGCUGACCCUGAAUCCAGAUCCGUCGCGUCCUGGUCUUCCCGAGGUUACUCCGCCAUGCUGCAGCCCCUUCCCAGUGAGGAGGGUUCUCUAGACGGGGGCAUCCGGCAGGGCUGCAGGAUGCUCUGCACCUGGGCAGAACAGGACGUGCUAAAGCCCGGGGUGGUAUAUAUAGUUAAGGCCUUUAAACCAGAGGUGGUUCGUGCUUGGCAGAAGUACUUUCACGGCAGCGCUGCGCUGCAGCUUUGUUUAAGGGAGAUCCAGCAGCAGAGAGCAGCACAGAAGAUGAUGCAAGUUUUUAACCAGAUCAAACCUGAUGAUCUGCACCACUCACCAAGAUUUCUGGAUGUGUCGCUGGUUCUCUGGCAUUCUAAUGGUCAGUGGCUGACUAUAGAGAGAAACUUGACAGGAGACUUCAGGAAGUACAAUAACAACACAGGAGAGGAGAUCACCCCCUGCUGUUCACUGGAGGACUUGCUGCUUGCAUUCUCCCACUGGACCUAUGAGUACUCGUGCAAAGAGCUGAUGGUGCUUGAUAUGCAAGGAGUAGGAGAGGAGCUGACGGAUCCAACAGUCAUUACAGCAGACGACCAAAGCGGAAGCAGGGGUGAGAUGGUUUUUGGUCCUGAUAACCUGGGGGAUGCUGCUAUCAAAGGUUUCGUGCAGAAACACUCCUGCAACCUCUGCUGCCACAGACUGGGCCUAAAAGAUUUAAGGGAGCGCCCGGGCAGCUUUGAGAGCAGCAGCGAGGACGAGCCGUUAUCGGAACAAGAAGAACGAGAUGGAGAUUAAACCGGGAUGGCACCUUUGACCGAAGAUGUAGGGGGGAUUUAGCACACCUAGUUUCUGUUUUGAAACGAUUCUAGCAUUCCUUAUUUGUUUGCAGUGUAAACAAAGCGUUAUGGGGGUGAUAUCUGACAUUUUUCUCAAGUGGCAAAUAAAUUAUUUUUUGUAAAAAUAUACAAUUUUUGAUAGGACAGCUGUGAUGUUUUAAAACUCCUAAGAAGUAUAAUU
Nothobranchius furzeri (turquoise killifish) is the source of this 6650-nucleotide messenger RNA. It is a transcript of the gene trpm6, whose product is annotated as transient receptor potential cation channel, subfamily M, member 6. Gene Ontology annotation, molecular function: ATP binding; protein serine/threonine kinase activity; monoatomic cation channel activity. Gene Ontology annotation, biological process: monoatomic cation transmembrane transport; metal ion transport; protein tetramerization. Gene Ontology annotation, cellular component: apical plasma membrane; plasma membrane. The record is from RefSeq and is a predicted model, not a curated record. NCBI's taxonomy places the organism in Eukaryota, Metazoa, Chordata, Actinopteri, Cyprinodontiformes, Nothobranchiidae.